Messenger RNA from Megalops cyprinoides (Indo-Pacific tarpon), 492 nucleotides. Its product is annotated as synaptonemal complex protein 3-like. Bases 1 to 492 code for a protein of 163 amino acids. Gene Ontology annotation, cellular component: synaptonemal complex. The transcript has 5 exons. The record is from RefSeq and is a predicted model, not a curated record. NCBI's taxonomy places the organism in Eukaryota, Metazoa, Chordata, Actinopteri, Elopiformes, Megalopidae. Gene Ontology annotation, biological process: meiotic cell cycle; spermatid development.
AUGCUUACUUUAACAGUUGAUAUACGCAAAGCUUUCCUUGCAAAAAGAAAACGCCUCGAAAUAUACACCAAGUCCUCUCUGAAGACAAGCCACCAGAAGAUGGAGCAGAUAUGGAAAGCACAACAGAGUGACAGACACAAAUUGACAGAGAACUACAGCACACAAUUCAGUGUGGUUUUUCAGCAGUGGGACUCUGAUGUGCAGAAAUCCAAGGAUCAGGAUGAAAAACUCUCGAGCUUGUUCCGGCAGCAGCAGAAGAUAUUCCAACAAAUGAGGGCUGCACAAGGACAGAGGCUGAAGACUAUCAAGCAGCUCUUUGAGCAGUACAUUCAAAGUCUAGAGGAGUUGGAGAAGAGACACCACGACCACCACAGUAAAUUUCACACAGAGUUACGCCAGGAGAUGACUCUGCUGCAGAAGAAGAUCCUCAUGGAUACACAACAGCAAGAGAUGGCCACAGUGCGCAAGUCAAUACAGACCAUGCUCCUGUAA